Messenger RNA from Nelumbo nucifera (sacred lotus), 747 nucleotides. Its product is annotated as Bacterial sec-independent translocation protein mttA/Hcf106. Gene Ontology annotation, biological process: protein transport by the Tat complex. Gene Ontology annotation, cellular component: membrane. The record is from RefSeq and is a predicted model, not a curated record. Lineage: Eukaryota; Viridiplantae; Streptophyta; Magnoliopsida; Proteales; Nelumbonaceae.
CAUCUAUUUAUUGUGGAGAUGAAAACCGAAGCAAAAUGAGAAAUUGAGAACGACAAGCAGCAGAAAAAGAUAUGGAGAUCUCGACGACCCUCUCUCUACCCUCAGUUCCCAGAAUUUCACCUUCCGUAUCUACCUUCGCUUCCUGCAAGUCUGUGUUCUUCAGCAAUGGCGCAACUGAUCUCCACAUGAGGAAGAAGACUAAUUGCUUGGUCUUGGAUAGAAGCAAAACUCAGAGGGGUGUCAAUCCUCGAUGCUUGUUCGGUCUCGGUGUACCCGAGCUCGUGGUAAUCGCUGGUGUGGCAGCACUUGUUUUCGGGCCGAAGAAGUUGCCAGAGAUUGGGCGGAGUUUCGGGAAAACUCUCAAGAGCUUUCAGCAGGCGGCAAAGGAGUUUGAAUCAGAAUUAAAAAAAGACCCAGAAUCUGCAAUAGAAGCUACCUCAGAGAAACCUACAACAGUCAGUGAAGAGAGGAAAGAAGAUACCAAGGUCUCAAGCACAAAUGAGAAUUUUUGAUAUCGACCGAGUCUGCCCUCCUUCAGUCAUUUUCCACAUAUUUGUGUGUUAGUUUUGUACCAAGCAAUCUUUUUUUGUUCUAAUGAAAUAGCAAUAUUUAGCUUAUUGGAGUUGAUUGCUUUCAACCUAUGUUUCAGCUAUUAGUUUACAAGCUUCGUGUUCAAAUACUAUUAUUUUAUUGAAUCUUCCAUUGGGAUUCAAGGCUCAUUCUGAGAGUACUGGAAAUUCCAUAAAA